Hibiscus syriacus is the source of this 896-nucleotide messenger RNA. Its product is annotated as AT-hook motif nuclear-localized protein 28-like. The transcript has a single exon. The record is from RefSeq and is a predicted model, not a curated record. Gene Ontology annotation, cellular component: nucleus. Gene Ontology annotation, molecular function: minor groove of adenine-thymine-rich DNA binding; DNA-binding transcription factor activity. The coding region runs from base 51 to 896 and encodes 281 amino acids. NCBI's taxonomy places the organism in Eukaryota, Viridiplantae, Streptophyta, Magnoliopsida, Malvales, Malvaceae.
CUUCCUUCUCUCUCUCUGUGACUCCUGAUACUCCCCCGCCUCCACCAACAAUGGCGGACUAUGGCGUAGCAAUCUCUCUUUCACAAGCUCACACUUCCGAUGAUGACUCAUCCGAGCAUAGCCCUCGAAGUGUACCUACUAUCUCAGCCUGUGGCGGUGGAGAUGGCGGUUCCAAGUCUAAAACUCCUUGCAACAAGAUUAUUACCCUUGAUCACUACCACCAAACUCCGUCGUCAUCGGAAAACACUGCUAGGAAGCCGAGAGGGAGACCUCCAGGGUCCAAAAACAAGCCCAAACCACCCAUUGUUAUAACCAGAGACAGUAACACAACGAUGAAGCCGGUGAUUCUCGAGAUCUCCCCUGGUUCUGAUAUCAUUGACGCCAUCAUCGGCUUCGCUCGUUCAAACAGUGUUGGUGUUAGUAUCGUCAGUGUUACUGGGUCUGUUUCAAACGUCACGCUCUGCCAUCCUGUAUCUCACGCGCCGGCAUUCUCUCUUCAUGGACCCUUUGGUCUACUCUCUUUGUCUGGCUCAUUCAUUGCCAAAACAACCCAAUCGUCUUCAUCAUCAUCAACAACAAAGUCGCCAUCGCCUUGUUCCUUGUUUUCUUCUGGCUCGUUCUGUGUAACUCUUGCAGGGGCUCAAGGGCAAGUGUUUGGAGGGAUAGUAGGAGGGAAAGUAAUGGCGGCGACACAGGUGAUUGUGGUGGCGACUACAUUUAUAGACCCCGAGUUUCAUGUGUUGCCGUGUGAAGGAGAUAAUAAAGAUCAUCAGCAGCAGGAAACAAAGACUGGUGCUGCAGUUGAGUCUGUUUAUGGAGUAGCGAGUCCCACUCCCCUUAAUUGUCAAAUGCCUCCUGAUGUUAUGCCUUGGGGUCCUUCCUCUCGCCCUUAUUGA